AGGAAGAACACUACACAACACGCUUGAGCGGGAUACUAGGGAUUUUGCCCUUCAUCUUCGUUGUUUCUGUUGAUAAACAAUCCUUGAUUGAAUUGAAUGCUAUUCCGCUCGCGACACUUCACCAAUGACUCAAUCCUUUCCCCUUUCCUCUCUGCCUCACUCUCCGCCACAUCGUUCUCCUCCGCCGCCGGCGGCUCUUCCAAUCCGUUUGUUUUCCCACCGCUAUGGCGACCAGCAGGAAACGAAGUCGUCGGAGGAUCCGAUCAGAGCCAAACCCUCCUCCUCCUCCUUUUUCCAUGAUCAGCAAAAUCGGAGAUGAUAUCCUAUUAGAGAUUCUCAUUCGCCUCCCGAACCCUAGAUCCGCCUGUCGCUGCAAAACCGUCUGCAAGCGUUGGAGGUCCGUGAUCUCCGAUCACCGCUUCAAUCGCAGUUUUGUUUCUCACCCCCAGACCCUGAACAAACAGCAGACUCUGCCCCUUCACACGGACGACGCCACCGACCCGAAAUCAGUCGUCAUGAGCUUUCUCCCGCCCAUGCCUGAUAGAGUUCGAGAGUGUUUCAAAGUCUUGGAUUGCUUCAAGGACAUGCUUUUAUGUGGUUUUGCGGAUGUUAGUCGGAGAAAUUAUGAAAUCGGGAGAUCGUACGUGGUCUGCAAUCCGUUUACCAAGCAAUGGAUGGCUCUUCCUUUAGCUCCUGAGAAGCCAAAGGAUUAUGCAGCCACGGUCACAAGGUUAGUCUGUGAACCCCGUAGUAGUAAAGGUCACUUUAAGCUUGAUCUAGGAGAUGAUGAACAAGUAUUUGCUUAUUCGGAGUAUCGGUUCCGUGUGGUGUGCAUAUAUCAACAUGAGACCUCUAUCAAACUGGACGUGUUUUGUCCGGAGUCUGGAAAAUGGAUGAAGGAGGCUGUUGUUUAUGAUGGUUAUCGCAGACUCCGCCACAAAAAUGUAUGUUCGUGCAAUGGGAAGCUGUUUUGGUUGUGUGUUGAAGACGGAGAGGGAUAUAAUGCUGCAGAGUUGAAAGUGUUCCAGGAGUUGAAUCGCUUCCCUGAGGUGAAUCCUUUCCUGGCUGUGUUUGAUCCCUUCCGCCUUGAUAUACACACAACUAGUAUUCAUGUUUACGAAUACUCCAAGGAUCUGAAGUUGGAUAUUUCGUCCUCGCAAGGUGCUCUGCACAUAAUUGAGUUUGAAAGAAAACCUAGAAAUGCUCGUUUAAGAGUUUGGAGAUUGGAAGACGAUCAUGAGUCUUGGAGCGAACUCCGUGGAGGGUUGUUGGAGAGGCCAUCAUCAAGGUGUCACUAUGAAAUUGAGCACUGCAAAAUUCUUGAUAUGCAUCCAGAGAAGCCCGAAGUUGUCUUCUUCCAGUAUACACCUCCUUCUGUAAAUAAGGAUGAUGCUAUAUUGUGCUGUGACCUAAGGAAGGGAGAGCUAGAGUUUGUCACUGAUCUAAGGCAACUUAAUCCUCGUUGGACAUUCUUCCAGCCCAGGAUCUCUUGCUGGCCUUCUCCAAUUCCAAGAUACGAGCAAUUGCGUGGUAUGUAUGAUGGAAGCUGCAGCUGGUUCAGAGCAGCAAACGAAGUGUCGGAAAAAACUGAAGUAACUCCUAUUUGCAUUCUUCAAACUGCAAUUAGUAUUCUGGGUUUCGAUCAGUUGAACAAAGCUUCGAUGUCCCUCAAUGCGCAGAAGAGUAGAUCACAUUUUGGAGAGUUUAACAAGCUCACUGAAGAGAUGAAGAGUUUAAGAAAAUCGCUGAAGAGUUGAUCGGGUUGAAUAAAUAAAUAUUUCCUCGCCGUGGAUGCUUGCUCUUUCAUUGACAUGUUGUUUGCUAGGGUUUCAUUAUCGUCUUGGUUUCAUAUUGGGCUUAGUCCGUUGCAGGGGAUAUGACAAGCCGAAGCACAUCCUCCGUAAGCCCAACCCAAGGGUCCAAUAUUUUUAAGGCCCAUAACAUUCACGUUAGCCGAAGCACAUCCUCCGUUAGGAAAUUGUAAAUGUUGUUUUUUUUUUUUUUAUAGAUAGACGGUAUAAUUUACAAACUAUUGUAAGGUGUACGUGUUUCGCCAUCAGCUCCUGCAGUCUCU
Messenger RNA from Linum tenue, 2074 nucleotides. The record is from the annotation of a GenBank genome assembly. Lineage: Eukaryota; Viridiplantae; Streptophyta; Magnoliopsida; Malpighiales; Linaceae.